AUGACCAAACUUCGUUUAAUCUUGGUUGUCAUUAUGGUUUUUGCAAUUACUAUCGCUGUUGCUAUACCAACUACAACUAUCCCUCUAGAUCCUGAUGGCGGUGAUGGCAGCGACAUACGAACUACAGUGAAUUGCAGAGGCAAAAAUAAAAAGGCGGGGGGUUUUUGUCCAAUCCUUAUUGGAGGCAACGGUGUCGGAAAUACUAAUGAUGCAGGUCCAGACUCACAAUCCGACCCCGCUACCCUAGAACGAAUCUAA
Paraglomus brasilianum is the source of this 258-nucleotide messenger RNA. The record is from the annotation of a GenBank genome assembly. Lineage: Eukaryota; Fungi; Glomeromycota; Glomeromycetes; Paraglomerales; Paraglomeraceae.